Molecule: messenger RNA, 753 nt
Organism: Trichoderma aggressivum f. europaeum
Lineage: Eukaryota; Fungi; Ascomycota; Sordariomycetes; Hypocreales; Hypocreaceae
Exons: 3
Coding region: 1-753 (250 amino acids)
Molecular function (GO): hydrolase activity
Source: RefSeq, a predicted model, not a curated record
AUGGCUUCAGGCAUGAUUGACAAAUGCUGCGUUGUCGGCACCCUUCACAAGGGUGAGACUACCGGCAAGGACAUCAAGCUCGAAGGCAACAUUGACGCCUACUUGGCCACACCCCCUGCGGACAAGGCUCGCGAUGGUCAAGGUAUCCUCUUCGUUCCCGACGUCCUUGGCAUCUGGGAGAACAGCAAGCUGCUGGCCGACAACUUUGCUGCUCAGGGCUACACCGUCCUCCUCCCAGACCUCUUCAACGGCGAUGCCCUCCAGCUGAACCGAGCUGGCGACUUUGACUUUAUGGCGUGGUUGACCAAGGGCUCGACUGGUGACAACCCUCACACUGCCCCUCACGUCGACCCCAUUAUCCUCACUGCCAUCAAGGCGCUCAAGGAUCUGGGCGUCAAGAAAAUCGGAGCCGUUGGCUACUGCUUCGGCGCAAAGUAUGUCGUUCGCCACUACAAGGACGGCAUCGAAGUCGGCUUCCUCGCCCAUCCCACCAUGGUGGAAGAGGAGGAGCUGGCCGCCAUCACCGGUCCCCUGUCCAUCGCCGCCGCCCAGACAGACCACAUCUUCCCUACCGAGAAGCGCCACCAGUCGGAGGAGAUUCUCAUCAAGACCGGCCAGCCUUUCCAGAUCAACCUGUACUCGGGCGUCGCGCACGGCUUUGCCGUCCGCUGCGACACCAGCGUCAAGAUUCAGAAGUUUUCCAAGGAGCAGGCCUUUUUCCAGGCCGUGACUUGGUUCGACGAGCAUUUGUAG